Messenger RNA from Acanthaster planci (crown-of-thorns starfish), 2177 nucleotides. It is a transcript of the gene spdya, whose product is annotated as speedy/RINGO cell cycle regulator family member A. The record is from RefSeq and is a predicted model, not a curated record. Gene Ontology annotation, biological process: positive regulation of cyclin-dependent protein serine/threonine kinase activity. Gene Ontology annotation, molecular function: protein kinase binding. NCBI's taxonomy places the organism in Eukaryota, Metazoa, Echinodermata, Asteroidea, Valvatida, Acanthasteridae.
AGCAGACGAUUUGAAGUUUAGAACGCGCGAAAGUUCAAAAGUUGAGUUGAAAAUAUUCGUCGUCGCAUAAGCCUGGUACAUGACAUAUAGCCUACAUGACAUAGACCCCAGUGCAGCAGUCACGCACAGUCGUAGGCCUAGGCCUAAAUGUUCAAGUGAGUGAAACAGUCCUACCAAGUAGCCUACCAUUAUUGUUUACCUGUGUCAGCGGGAAGACAUUAUUGUCGAAGGAAGGUUUCCAGCUAAUCCGUACGGUGGAGUCCUGAACUUGGACUAGGCCUAGAUUGGAUGUCUGACUCAAGGUUAGGCCUAGCUAAGGCUAAGCCUGUGUCAUGGACGAGAUGUGAAAUUUUUCAGCAAGGCUAUGGGCAAGGGCUCCCUGCAAAAAGACUUUGAAUUUCCAUCUGUCAUCUUGAGCUGUUUUCAGUGCAGUAGUGUUGCUACCCCAGUUCUGACUGACAAGCUUCAAGUCCGAGGUGAAGGCAUGAGAGUGGACGUCAUGAAGAAUGUGCCAGGUGUGACUGUUGUCCAACCCAUCAAGCGUAGGAUAGGAGCUGAGACAGCUGCACCCAGGGGACCCUGUCGGGACAUCACUAAUGUCACAGCAUCAUUGUGCAGCCCACCAAAGCGGGUCAAGAAUGCACCCAUGACAGUGACAAGCAAGGAAAUGGCAGCAUUUUUAAAAAUCUUUGAUGACAGUCUGAUUCGAGAUUUCUUGUGGAUGGACAGCUGUGCUAAAGUAGCUGACAAGUAUCUCAUUGCAAUGGCCUUUGCAUACUUCAAGAGAGCCAACUAUACAACCAACCAGUACACAAGAAUGAACUUCUUUGUUGCUCUGUAUCUUGCAAAUGACAUGGAAGAGGAUGAAGAGGAAUGCAAAUAUGAAAUCUUCCCCUGGGCGCUAGGCCUGACCUGGAGAGACAAGUACCCAAGCUUCCUGAGGAAGCGAGACAAACUGUUAAAGACCAUCGAGUACAGAGCAGCAGUGAGCCGCAAAUGCUGUGAAGAGCUGAUGGCCAUAUCCCCAGAGCACUCCAUCUGGAUGAGGGAGCGUCAACUCCACCAUUCUGGUGCCAUCAGGCAUUAUGAGAACUACGUCGGUAGCGAUGACAGCAAUGAGAACUACCCCCGUGGACCUGGGAUGUCCCCCGUCCACUGUGAGCUGUGUGCCGAGAGCGGCAGCUUCGCCUACUGUUCCCCUGGCUCACAGUUCACCACCAGCCCAAGCUGCCACCUGUACCUGGCGUCUUGCACUGACACCUCCACUGAUAGCCUGGGGGAGGAAACCCCACCCAAACCCUACUCACCCAGCAUGUUUGACAUGCACGGAUUAAAGAGUACUCUUCAGACCGAGCCCAAUGAAGAGGAUUCCUACUUUUGGGCAAGCUGCCACGAGUAAAAGGGAUCCAAAACAAAGCCUCACCACAAUACGCUUGUCAUGCCAAUAAUGAUUAUGCAGUAAUGUAGAUUGCUUUCGCACGUUUUGGCAGUUUCUGGAGUUAACCAGUCUUGAGAGAAAGAGAAAAGUUUCCUUUUUAAAUUGACAGGGCAUCUUGUUUUAAAAAAUGCUCCGGAAAGGUAACUUUCCAAAUUGUAUUGAAAACUUUAUCUAUAGUACAAAUUAUUUCCGGCAACAUAGUCAAGUACACAAGUUAGAAAAAAUGAAUUUCCAGUUUUACAAUAAAACGAAAGCCCAAAACUGGAGUAGUAACUCUUCAAAUACAAAAUGUAUAUUUACUAUUUACUUCAAGGUUAACUGUAUUCAGCUAUGUACAUUCGUAUUUAUUAAUUCUAUUUAAAGUUUAAUAUUUAAAAUGCUAAGAUGCUUUACAGUUGAAGAUAACUUAUUGUUGCUCUGUCCUUGGAUUUAAAUUUGCAUUGUCGUUUUGAAGAAAAAGGUUGAUAUUUAAAAUUUUUGUACAAUAUUUAUAUUCUGUUAAUAUUGGUUUUGAAAUUAGGUGCGUUUGAUUCUGGUUUUUUAAGUUAUAAUCUUUUCAACUUUUAAUUUCAGGAGAAAAAUCGAUUUUUUUUCUGAUUGUCUUGAGAGCCAAAAACAUGUUUUUACUAAAUAAUAUCUUCAGAGAAGUCAUUGUGUAAUGUGAAUUAAAAGGUCUAUUGUUAAUUCUUUUAAGGGGUUUUGGAAUUCAGACCAGCAAUAAAAUCCUAAAGUAACGAAA